CAUGCCCCGUCAGACGUUAGAUGCUGAAAUACCGCCGCCAUUUUGUGUAACAGCUGUCGCUCAGCAAGUAGAUAGUAUAGCUUGCGGACGAGCUUAUUGUGGCUUAUCGAAUUAUUUGCUAAUUGUUCGGUGAUUCGUGUAGCGUGCAAAACGGGACAAUCGCGAAAAUGUAUAAUCGCAGUGUAAUCAGUGGUUUUAAAUUUACGUAGAUCGUAAUUAUUGAUACUUUUCUUGUUCAAUGAUUGCCUAUCCAAUGAUCAACUGUACAAUAGUUCAGCACGUUUACAUUUGAAUACAGAAGGAAACAUUUUGUCUGCAUUCUAACAUGGCUAGAGUUCUACCAUAUGAAAGAGUUGUAGAUGCUGUAUUCAUACAUAGAAAUUCAGCGCUUGAUUCGGAGAUCCGGAUUGAGAUGAAGAUUAAGGAAGAACCUGCUGAUACUACAUCAGAUUUUGAUGCAACUGAAGAUUGUACAUUAAUUAAAAAUUGUUUUAGCUUAAUUGAUCACGAUUAUCAUUAUCAUUGCAACGAAUCAUCAAUUUCUAAAAAUGACGUUUUGUGUAAAGAUAUAAAUAAUAAAGAAAAUAAGCAUUUAUCGAACAUAAACCCUAUACAUUCAAACGAUAUGGACAAGACUGUUACAUUAGAGCCUAAAAGUAUGGAAACUAAAAAAGAAAUAUAUACCUUAUCACAAACCAGAAAGGAACAUAAAUAUUCUAAUGAAAUCUCUAGCAAUAAAAAUAUUAAUACGUUACCUAUAGUGACAACUAAAAAUGUUAGAAGGAAAAGAAAAAGCAUCCCAUUAGAAAAUUGCAAAACAAAACUGCGACGCACAGUUAAAUCGACAAAAAAAGGUAUAUAUUGUGACAUAUGCUUUCGAGAGUUUUCUUCUUCUCGAAAUCGUGAAAUCCAUAUGCAAUAUUAUGAAUUUGGAGAUUUUACAUGCAGAAUUUGUAAGAAAAAAUACAGAACACGCGAUAAAUUAAUUUCUCAUAUAUGUCACAGCGUGCAAAAUAUGCAUACAAACUUACACGCAUUUUUUUGUAACUUUUGCAAUCGUUAUUUUAAAAGUAAAGAAUUUUUACAGUCCCAUUUAUUUCAUACACAUAAUGAACUAAUAUGUUCCAGUAACGUAAUUAAACAAGAGAAUUACAAAUCUAACGAUGUAAAUACGUCUCUUCAAAAUGAUAAAAUGGACACACACGAUUUGAAAACGGAUACACAUGAAGAGCCAUGCUUAAAGAAUCUCAUUAAACCAGAUGAGAUAAAUAUUACAUUUAGAAAUGUUACUAAUAAAUGUUUGAUUGAUAAUGUCAUGGAUACUGAGAAAUCACAAAUUGAAAAAUCAUUUGUUAAUAAAAUGUCACCAACUAAAAAAUUACGGCAACCAACAUUAACAGAAUAUCUUGAACUUUGCAAAAAGAAACAUGAUACUAAGGUCGAUCCAAAAUCUAAAUCUAACAUUAUAAAAAAUGAUCUUCCUGAUGUCUCACAUCAUGAUGAAGGAAUACAAAAAAAUUCAAGACCGAAACUCUCAGAAGGACAUAAUGAAUCAAAUGAUUCUUUAAAUAUAAAAUCAGACUUUCUUCCAGAAAAAACAGCAUGUUCCACUUUGGAAGAAAAUGUGAAGUAUGAAACAAGUUUAACCAAAAAGCCAUUUGUGAAACUGCAUGCAGAUGUUGAAAUGAUGAAGUGUUUUUUGGAAAAACUCUCCAAUACGGAUGUUAAAAAUAAAGUGACUGAAAAUCAAAUAUGUAAUACUGUUUUAUACGAUCGUGAGAUACCCUAUAGUUUACGAUCUCUAAGAGUUAUUUCUCCAAUACAAACAAAUUUAAAGUUAGAAAUGAAAAAAGCUAAAACUGUAUCUAAAAAAUCUCAGCUCAAUAUGGAAUUUAAUAAAAAGGAACAAAAUAUAACAGAUUCAGGUACAAUAGAUUCCAAAGUAGAUUGGAAACCUAUUAUGACUUAUUUCAAAUGUAAGGACUGUACAGUUCUUUUAACAAGAUGUGAUGAACAACAAGAGAAUUCUUAUCAGAUUGAAGCCAUGAAAAAUAUUUCCCCUUCUGUUGAAUCCAACUUUAUAUCGCUUCAGAAAAGUACUACACAAAAUAAAAUGAUGCUUAAAGACUUGGAGAUUCCUCUGGAACGUUUAACAACUGUUUCCACUUUAGAUUUAGAAGUAAAUACAAAAUCAGAUACUAAAGAGCACAACAAAUGCUUUUUAUGUAAAGUUUGUAAGAAGAGUUUUCCUUCAAAAUUGGCCAAGCGCAUACACAUUAAAUCAUCUCAUACAGCAUAUAUGUCAAGUAUAUGUGAUGCACGAUAUACACAGAAGCAUAAAUUACUUCAACAUUAUCUACAUGAACAUCUGCUUAAACAAAAUCAAUGUUGUAUUUGUUACAUAUUAUUACCUGAUUAUGAAGCGUUGAAGGAACAUUUAAAUGUUCACUGUCUGAAAUACAUUCAAAGAGAGAACGAUCGAUAUCCAGUAAAUAUUGAGUUAAAAUGCAAGUUGAACAAAAUAACUUGUGAGUGUCGUCAUUGUAACAAAAUAUUUUCAUCGUUAUCGUCUUUAGUCGCACAUCAAAGUUGUUGUACAGUACAAAAAGAAAUGAAGAACGAAGAUCAGAAAGAUUGUAUGGAAAACACAAGCCCGAAGAAUAUUCUUAAGAUGCAACAAAAUAAAAACAUCGAUGAGAAUACAAGUACAUGUGAUGAAAGGACUCAUUCAGAUAAUUUAUGUGAAUCCUCAAAUAGUAAUUCUAUGAAAGAAUCAAAUCAAUGUGAAAUAUCGCUUGUUAAUGAAAAAGAACCGGAAGUUAAUCAAGAUAAUUCUGAUAAUUCUUCUAAUGAUAAUUCCUCUAUUAAUAAUAACUUAUUAAUUCAAAAGGAAAUCGAAACUGUCAAUAAAUUACAAGACUCUGAAAAGUUUACAGAAAAUAAUAAUUCUACAAAUAAUAACCAAGAAACAGAUGCAACAUUGAAUAAUAGUACAACGAAAAGUAUAACCUAUCCCUGCGAUAUAUGUGGAAAACAAUUUUAUAAUCAGAAGAAGUUGGAGCUACAUGUACGCAGUUUCAGUUUUAAUAAAGAUAUCUGCCCAAUGUGUAAUACUGGAUUCAGUUCGAAGCGUCUUCUACAGACACAUAUCUCUGCAGCGCAUGUAUUACAGAUUUCGAAGACUUAUAGUUUCCAUUGCGUAUUCUGCAAUCAAGGUUUCUUUAAAAAACAUGAUCUUCGAUCUCAUAUAUUACAUUUACAUGGCGCACAAAUGCUCAAUGCUCUCACGCACAAUUUUAACAUGAGUCAACAGAAAUCUAAUGAGUUAGUUAUCCAAGGCGCAACAUGUAACAUUUGUAAUUUGGUAUUUGAAACUCAAGAUCGUUUCAUAGAACACCGAAUGUACUAUUACAAAAAUCAUACAUUUUCAUGUUCUUUUUGUGCGCAAAAUUUUCAAGGAAUGUACAUGUUUCAUCAUCAUAAUAAACUUGUACACUAUUCAGAGGAUAAACGCAAGUCAUAUAAUUAUAUCUGCGACAUAUGCAAUGAGGGAUUCAAUCAUGAAUCACACUUUCAUUCGCAUAAUAUGCAUGUUCAUGCUAAAGAAGAGAAUUUAAGUGAGACUGCAAAAGGAUUCAAAGAAAAAAGUGACCUUAAUAAUGUAUCUAAUGUUCAGGAACAGAUUAGGAAUUCUACUAAAGAUCAAGAAAAACAACAAACAAUUGAACAACCUUUUAAUGAGUGCAUUUGUCAGAUUUGUCAGAUAAAAUGUAAAGACAUGAAUGAUAUGACAAAACAUAUGGAAUUUUAUUCCAACGAUGGUGAUUUUAAGUGUGAUAAGUGUAACAAACAAUAUAAAACAUCUGACCUACUUGAUGAACAUAUGAAAUUAAGUCAUUUUUGUCAUGAUGUUCACGACGGACAUAUAUGUCAUAUUUGUGGCGAAAUUUUUUUAGAUAUUGUUACGUUGAAAUGUCAUGAAAAACAUCUUCAUUCAAAUAUUAGCAAUAAUUUGAACAACUGGAAGAAUUGUAAUCAGGCAUUAUCUUCGAAUACUACAAUCAAGACAAGUACAAACAAGGCAAUAGAAGAACUUUGUGAAUCUGAGAUUAAUGUAGAUAAUGCAGCUAAAUAUAAUUGUUUAUUCUGCAAUAUGAAGUUCCCUACUACUAAUGCUGUUCAAACACACAUUGUUUAUGCUCAUAUUGAUGAUAUGAUAGCUAAACGAGCUACUUUAGGAUUUACUCUUCCUAUUAUUGAUAGCAAUGAUGUACAAAAACAAUUUGUUAAAACCAAUCAAACAACAAUAUCAUCGUUGUUAUCAUCGUCAUUUGAAAAUAAUUUAACUCAUCUUAAUGUUCAAAAAUCUAAUAAUGUCCUAAAUGAUACUAUAAGUAAAAAUGGAAAAGACGAUAAUACUACUACUGAAGUAUUAAAGAAAUUUAAAAUUGUAGAUCCAAAAACUAAUAAAGUUAUAGAGGCUACUUCAAUUCCUCCACUAUUUCCACUUUCAAGAAUUAACAAAUCUAAAGAUAAUAUUUUGGCGUCUAAGAUAGUUGUACCAAGUACAGAAACAAAAGCGGACACUCCAGUUUCUCUGUCUACCGAAUCUUCUAGCAUUGCUAUAUCAAAUGUCGGAUUGAAGAUUAAUAAUCCAAUUUCUCUAUCUGCUGGAUCAACUAAUAAUUUUAGAAAAAAUUGUGAAAUUCCUUUAAAAUCUGGAUCAAUUAAUGAAUUCAAAACUAAUUUAAUCUCAUCACAAAGAAGAUCUAUAAUCAUUGAUAGAUCCAAAAUGAUGCCUGUAUGUCUUUCGGCAACCAAACCAUUCAAGAAUAUUGCGCCACUUUGGAAAGAUAAUGAAACUGGAAAUCAGAAGUCUGGGUCAAUAAACAAUUAUGGUCAUGGUUAUUCAUGUCCUUUAUGCACUUUGGAGUAUCCAUCUUUGAUGUUUUUCCAUGCUCAUCUUAAAUAUUCCCAUGCAGAUUCUAUUCGAUCUGAUGAACCAAUGAGUCUACAGAUGAAUCAAAUUCAAAAAAAUUCUAUGAUAAUAGAAUGUUUAUUGUGUCCAUGUACUUUUAUUACCGAGACUAAAUAUAAGCAACAUUUAAGAAAUUCUCAUACAUAUUAUGUAUAUAUGCCACAUUCUGAAGAGAGAACAAAAAACAGUAAUGCGAGUAAUUCUGUAAUAACACAAACAAAUACUGAUAGAAAUACAAUUCCUGAAACAAUUACUAUAGAUGAUGAUGAUGAUAAUGAUAAUGUCAAGAAUUCAUCGUGUCAACAGGUUGAAACAACACCUACACUAGAUCACGGAAUACAGAAUGAGAAAAUUGGUAAAUUGAGAGUAAAACCUUUUGCGAAAAUCAUUGAAAAUUUAUCUACAUAUACUGCAUUGUAAUUUUUUUAAAUUAAACUUUUAAAUUUCAAUUUUAAUAUCACAGCGUUAGAUUUGCCAUAAAAGUUUAAGAUUACUGAAAAUACAAAAUUAAUGAUGUGUAUUAAUUUACAAUAUAUUUAAUGUGAUCAACUAUACAAAUGCAAAAUUAAAUUUUGAUGAUUCGUUGCAGAAGAAUAGUUUUAUGAUGAAGGAAAUUAAUUUAUUUGUAAUGUAACAUUUAAAAAUUUAUAAUCUCAAUCAAUGGUCAGUAAUUGAACUGAUUGAUGAUUAGAUUGUGACUGAUUGGUGAUUGAUUGUGUUAGAAAUGAAUAUAACAUUAGUAUAUUAUUUAAUUAAAUAUACAUAAAAAUAAUAUUAUAAAUAAAAUGCGAUAAAAAUAAGAUACGUUCAUUUAUAUGUUUAUUAUUCAUUUAUAUAUUUCUUGAAUAUGAAGACAAUUAAUAAGUAGUCAGUACAUAUAUAUAUAUAUAUCAUUAUAUUCAUUUAUCAAAUAAUAAACUCUAUUAGGAUUUUAAAUAUGAAUUAUCAGAAACAUGUAAGUCGAUUGAAAUAUAGUUGUUAUUUAAUGCUAAGUUAACGUUUAUUAUUUAAUUGUUUACGUCUUACGAUUAGAACUAAAAUUUCUUUACGUGCGUAUCAAUGUUAUCCACAGAAUCGAAUGCUUGCAUUGCCGCGUUAGAACGAUAAAUGCAUAAAACUGCGUCUAGAUUCGCAUGGCUAACAUUUCGCUUUAAAAAUGGAAUAAUAAAUCUUUUGAACCU
Molecule: messenger RNA, 6159 nt
Organism: Pogonomyrmex barbatus (red harvester ant)
Lineage: Eukaryota; Metazoa; Arthropoda; Insecta; Hymenoptera; Formicidae
Biological process (GO): regulation of transcription by RNA polymerase II
Cellular component (GO): nucleus
Molecular function (GO): DNA-binding transcription factor activity, RNA polymerase II-specific; RNA polymerase II transcription regulatory region sequence-specific DNA binding
Source: RefSeq, a predicted model, not a curated record